Molecule: messenger RNA, 2312 nt
Organism: Planococcus citri (citrus mealybug)
Lineage: Eukaryota; Metazoa; Arthropoda; Insecta; Hemiptera; Pseudococcidae
Exons: 3
Coding region: 304-1830 (508 amino acids)
Source: RefSeq, a predicted model, not a curated record
GAAAUAGAAAUUUUAAAAAUGGGGGAAAACGGGAUAUUACGAGUUCAAGAAUGGGAAAUUCCGUUUCUAGGAUAUCUCAGCACUGACUCGCCGGCGCGGCGCGUUAUUUUACGCGUUAUCACCUUAUCACUGAAACAUAAAUGAAAACACCAAACAACACACUCAAGUAUAAUCGAACUUUCUACUUUUGCGAAUAUUUUAAGCACGUGUAUAAUUCUGAAGUUUUUAAACUUAAUUUUUCAAUUGUUCAUCGAACACAAUUUUGAUUUCUGAUCACUUCGAACAUAAUACCUCGAUCGUACAAUGGUCAAUACCUGUGCUGUGUUCGGGUGUAAAAGUACCUCUCGCGAUAGCAAAAAAGGGACACCCGACAAAGUUGUUAAAUUUUUUCGUUUCCCAUUUCGUAUCGGUGUAAAAAAAUUAAAUACAGAGAAAGAAAUUAGCAAUGAACGGGUAAAACGCUGGUUCAAUUUCUUGAAAAGAGGCGAUAUAAAAGUUGAAGAUUUGAUGACACGACGCAUAUGCUCGGAGCAUUUCAUCACCGGUCGACCGGCGGAGAUGCGUGAUGUUUCACACGUAGAUUGGGUUCCUUCGAUUACACCUUCGAUGAAAGAAUCACGUCGUUCUAUCGCUGUUCAAAGGUUUAGUCGAUAUCAGAAUAGACGGGAAAAGGCUGCUGAAGUACCACCACCACUACCUCAACCAUCACCAUCACCACCACCAGUGAACGAUGAAUGUAACGUAGACGUAGCAGUCGAAUCGAGCUCUAGUGAGCCAUCCAGUCAGGAACGUGAAACUCAAACAGAAUUGAAUAUUUCGAAGCUCUUGAGGGAAUUAGAAGAUACAAAGCGUGAACUGAAACAAAAAAGUGAAACCAUAGAAAAGCAAAAAAAGAUAUUAGACAAAUUGGUUUUAAAUAAAGAGAGCUUUUCCACUGAUAAGGGAAAACCAAAAUUGACAUUUUACACCGGUCUACCGAACGUGGAAAUGUUGGAUUUAGUUCUGAAAACAACUCGUCUAGCAUUGUAUCAAAUGAAAGCUCAAAAACUCGAUAAUUUUCAGAAAUUAUUAUUAACUUUAAUGAAGCUUAGACUUAAUCUAACGUAUAAAGAUCUAGCUUAUCGAUUCAAUAUCCUAGAUCGAACUGCUAUCGAUGUGUUUCAAAAAACAGUGGUAAUUUUGCAACAUGCAUUUAAGCCACUCGUUCUUUGGCCUGAUCGUGACUGCUUAAAGUUAUCUACGCCUCGAUGUUUCGUAUCGAAAUUUGGACAUUCUGUCGUUUGUAUUAUUGACUAUUUUGAAAUCGAGACCGAGACUGCUUCCACUUCGAUUGCGAGAAAUCAACCGAAGCAGGAAUACACCGCGAAAUAUUUAAUAGGAAUAACACCUUCUGGCGUGGUUUGUUUCAUUUCCGAAGGAUUUUCUGGCGAUACUUCAUAUUCAGAGGUAACACUUCGAUCCAAGUUCUUGGAUAAAAUACAACCCGGAGAUGUAGUCUUGGCUAAUGGAGGAUUUCCUACGAAAGGCUUGAAAGAAUUGUUCGAAGAUAAAGGAGCUACGUUACUUACUCCUGCCUGUGAAGAUGGAGAAGCUGAGAUGGAUCCGGUUGAAUUAGAGUUAUCGAAACGAGUUUCAACUGUAAGAGCCCAAAUUGAGAGAGCUAUUGGAGCAGUCAGACAAAAGUAUUCACUGAUAAAUGGACCAGUUUCUGUUGAUUUACUCAAAUCAUCGUACAAAGAUUCCAGCAUACUCAAUUACUCCGUUCAAGUAGCUUGUAUAUUGAGUAAUUUAUGUGAUUCUGUAUCUGUAGUGACUGAGGUCGAGAGUUGAGUGUUGAAUUUUAUUUUUAUAUUGAUACGCUCGCGCUCGUUACUAUUUUAAUUUAUUGAUUUAUUUCUCAUGCUGGUGUGCAGCUGGAGUUACCGAAUUCAAGAAAUUAGCAUCUGUAUAGAUGAUGUGUUUCGUGCUGAGAUCCAAGUUGAGCUGAGAGUAAUUGUAACUAGUUAUACGUAAACGAUGACUUUUUUGGAUUACCUAUGAAACUCGAUCAUUUUUUGAUGUUGUAUUUUAACGAAGAUGUACUCGUAGAAGAAGUUGAUGCAUUAAGAAAACGAUUUGCCGAUGAAUUAAAAUUGUUCGAUCUUUCUAAGUAUGAGAAUUUUAUUUUUAUCACGAUGUUGGUUAUCAAUUUUGCUAUCGUUUACUAAUGGAACGAAUUUAGUAUGUAAUUUUAUUGUGAUCAAUUUGUGUUAUUGUGUUAUGUUGUACCUAAUGUUCGAUUGUAGAAAUAAUAUUUUGACGAUUGUAUGAAA